GUACAUUGUGUAUAAGAGGCCGAUGAGAGGACGCGGAAAAGAGGUUAUUCAAUUAGGGUUUCCCAUUGUCGAUGCUCCAUUGAUCCAUGAUGAUAGUGUAGUUAACCAUUCCAAAGGUCCUGAAGUAGAACCUAUCCCUGCUCAGUUGCAGGCUGUCAUUCACCGUCUCCUCGACCUCCAAGUUCUUACAUCGAAACCCGACGCCUGCGUUAUCGAUGUCUAUAACGAGGGUGAAUACUCACAACCACAUAUUCAUCCUCCAUGGUAUGGAAGACCCUUGUGCGUUAUGUUCUUGUCGGAAUGCGACUUUACGUUCGGGAAAAUCAUUUGGUCGGACCGUUCCGGCCAUUACAACGGAUCCACCAAGCUAUCUUUUGCUCCCGGAAAUCUCAUUUCAAUGGAAGGCCAAGCAGCUGAUUUCGCAAAUCACGCGAUUGACGCUACGAACAAGGAGCGAAUACUUGUAACGUUCACGAAAUCGCAGCCCGUGAAACCUCGGCCGAUGGUUUCCCGACCCAAGAAUCAUGGUCAUUGGCAUAUUCCCUCAAAUGGCGUAAUGCCCGCCUCCUAUAUACCGUCUUAUCACCCGAAUCUCAUGUCGGGAUACGUGUUUCAGCCUGCGGGAUUCGUGUAUCCGAACCCAUGCUUGGUUCCGCAGAGUGGUCACAUUAUCCCAUGGCACGAGCCGAGACAUCCUAUCCCCGGAACCGGUGUCUUCUUUCCUACCAACUCAGAACCGGACGACAAGAGCAGAAACUCCACUUCCGAGCACCAUGAUAACAAGAGCAAGAACUUGUCGAAUGAUGAUGAUGAUGAGCUACAUACGAUUACAGCUGGCCCGGAAAUUGCCCGGAGUGGUUCAGAUUCAAAGUAAGAAUCUUUUGCUUUUGUGUCCAGAGAUGAAACCUGCCUUUCUUGAAAUUAUCUCUUGCUCGGAUCUUUUCAUUGUCAUUCUC
This is a messenger RNA of Tarenaya hassleriana, 956 nucleotides long. RefSeq lists its product as uncharacterized. The coding region runs from base 23 to 874 and encodes 283 amino acids. Lineage: Eukaryota; Viridiplantae; Streptophyta; Magnoliopsida; Brassicales; Cleomaceae. The record is from RefSeq and is a predicted model, not a curated record. Gene Ontology annotation, biological process: mRNA catabolic process. Gene Ontology annotation, molecular function: mRNA binding; demethylase activity. The transcript has 4 exons.